AUGACCCAAACUAUUCGAUCUGGAAAUAACGACUGUAUCGUCUUGAAAAAUGAGUCUCGAUUCUGGAUUAUGCGAGCCGAAGGAUUUUGGCGAUCCCGACGUGACUGGAUUUGGGGCUAUGUCAAAGGACUCCUGCGUGAGGACCGGUACAACGCAAUUGAUACUAUGAUUCUCGAUACAUUCCAUCGUGCCCUUGGAGGGGGAAAAAGGAUCCAAAAGACAAACAAUAUCGACCGCAUCAAACAUUUCGAAAAUUUUGUCUUGACAAUGAGCGACCAACAAUUGGUAACGGGAUUUGCGCUUGUGAUUGCCGCACAAUUGAUUCGCUACGGUGUUGCAGACCUGGACAAGACAAUAUCCGCCUAUUCAUACUGUAUGGCUGUCAACUUGGCCCUAUUUUCGUGCGUCACGCACCUUUCGUCAAUGACAGUUCUAAGAAGCCAUUAUGACAGUAACAAACGGCUGAGAGAUAUUAAGACCGUUCUCAUGGUUGCAUCCGUUGCUCUCCUGGUACCCCAGCUUGUAGCUGGCCAAAUCUUAGCGACAAAUUCAACACUGCGUUGUUCUCUGGAUCAAUUGGGAGGUGAUACUGGGCUGCAUUGGUACGAUGAUACUUAUUCGAAAAUGGUCUUCUUUUCAACCCUAUCUAUGAUUGGCAUUCUCGUCGGUGGUUACCUGCGAAGGAUUCUGGAGCUCUAUAUUCCAAUGUUUAGUGACUCGCCCGAGGCAUGGGUAGCAGAAAUUUGUGCGAGCAAAUUUUCAUGGCUGAGUAAACACGACAUAAAGAUGUUUAAUGUUGUUGCCAAUCUCGACCGUUUCGCUGAAGCGAUGUCGCUCUUAGCGGGGCGAAAUGGUAUAAGAGAUUAUUUUACGAUGGUUAGCAUCAUAGCAGGGGAAUUGAGAAGUUCAUUCUUUGCAGAAAUUGUUUGGUUCUUGUUCUACUCCACCUUUGCACUUUGCGAGGUUUGCUUCUUCAUUGUUUGGGGAGGGGACUCGGAGUCUUCCAUUAGCUUUACACCGCAAUUUGGGCAGAUUCUCCCUCUCGGCAUGCUCGUCCUUCCGGUCCUUUCAGCCGUUGAGGCUUACAGAAGUUAG
Messenger RNA from Penicillium vulpinum, 1095 nucleotides. RefSeq lists its product as uncharacterized. The record is from RefSeq and is a predicted model, not a curated record. The transcript has 2 exons. The coding region runs from base 1 to 1095 and encodes 364 amino acids. NCBI's taxonomy places the organism in Eukaryota, Fungi, Ascomycota, Eurotiomycetes, Eurotiales, Aspergillaceae.